Molecule: messenger RNA, 459 nt
Organism: Meloidogyne enterolobii
Lineage: Eukaryota; Metazoa; Nematoda; Chromadorea; Rhabditida; Meloidogynidae
Source: the annotation of a GenBank genome assembly
AUGGACAUAAUGUGUAGAGCUAGUUGUGGAAAGACUGAAAAUUGUCGAAAAACAUGUAAUCGCUGUAAAGAACCUAGAGCUUGGGCAUGUACAAAAACAAGGGGAAGAAGUGCUAAAUUGAAUAAUAAUACAAAAAGUUUUGUUUCUGGUGGGCAAUGUGCAAAGAAAACGUGUUACAAUGAAAAUCAGUGUUGUCAACAAUGGAGUCGAAACGGUGUGUGUACAGAUAGCCCUGAUUGGAUGAAAUGUAAUUGCCCUAUAAGUUGUGGAAGUUGUCUUCCAAGGAAUUUUACCUAUGGAGCCUGUUCUGACUACUAUAAAAGAUGUAAAGCUUGGGCAAAUGCAGGGGAAUGUGCUAAAAGUGAUUGGAUGAAAGAAAACUGUCGGUUAAGCUGCCAAACGUGUUUAAAGGAUGAAGAACUUGAAUCGGUAAAAAUUCAGAAAUUAAUAAAAAAAUAA